Messenger RNA from Prorocentrum cordatum, 1086 nucleotides. The record is from the annotation of a GenBank genome assembly. NCBI's taxonomy places the organism in Eukaryota, Dinophyceae, Prorocentrales, Prorocentraceae.
AUGUGCUUGUACCAGUUCCUCAUAAUGAUUCGCGACAAUCGCGCAGGGAGCUACCAGAACCUCACCAAUGAGGAGGGGAAGGUCACCUCGCACCUUGUCGGCAUGCUCUCGCGCACGCUGAAGUUGAUGGAGAAUGGCAUCAAGCCGGUCUACGUGUUCGACGGCAAGCCGCCCGAGCUGAAGCUGGGCGAGCUCGCGCAGCGCCGUGCCAAGAGGGAGGCGGCCGAGAAGAGCCUGGCGGAGGCGCAGGAGAAGGGCGACGAGGAGCAGAUCCAGAAGAGCACCAAGCUGACCACGCGCGUGACCAAGGAGCAGAACGAGGAGACCAAGACCCUCCUGCGGCUCAUGGGCGUGCCGGUUGUGGAGGCCCCCAGCGAGGCCGAGGCCACCUGCGCCGCGCUCUGCCGGGACGGCAAGGUCUACGCCGCGGCGACCGAGGACGCGGACUGCCUGACCUUCGGGACCAAGAUUCUCGUCAGGAAUCUGAUGGCGGCGGAGUCCCAGAAGAAGCAGAUCAUGGAGGUGCACCUCGACCGCGUCCUGGAGCAGCUCAACAUCUCCAUGAGCCAGUUCAUCGACUUCUGCAUCCUCAGCGGCUGCGACUACUGCGACACGCUGAAGGGCGUCGGGCCCUCCACCGCCAUCAGGCUGCUCAUUCAGCACGGCUCCCUGGAGAAGGUACUGGAGGAGUUGGGCCCCGAGAAGGUGCCUGAGAACUUCCGGUAUCAGGACGCGCGCCAGUUCUUCCAGGAGUGCGAGGCUGUAAACACGCAGGAGGUGGACUUCAAGUGGGACGAGCCAGACUACGAUGGCCUGGCGAAGUUUCUCGUGGAGCAGUGCUCGUUCAACAAGGAGCGCGUGGAAAACUACCUGGCACGCCUCAGGAAGACGAAGUCCUCUGUGAAGCAGCGACCCCUGGACAGCUUCUUCGGUGCGCCCAAGGUCGUCAUCCGGGACGGCGACAAGUUCGACCCCUCGAAGAAGAGGGGCGCGGCGGCGAAGGGGGCCGCGAAGGCGGGCGCGAACAAGCGGAAGGCGCCCGGCGCGGCUGGCGGGCCCGCGGCGGCCAAGCGCGGGAGGGCCUGA